AUGUAAUUUCCUGGAGUACCAGAGCCGCAGUGAUUUCUUCCGGGUUCCUCUCAGUUUGUUUUGUUAGGUUAUCAGCGGACAGCUCAACAUGACAGAAAAUCACACUCUGCGGCUGUAGCUAACUUUACCGUUUUUCUCCAACUUAUAUGACGGAAAAAAAGAUGUCUUCUAAGAUUUUAUCUACCGGUUUAAAGGCGGAAAAGUGACUACAUCGUAAUUUCAUCCUGACCUGAGACACCUGUUGCUCCAGUUUCGACAGACAGGUGCUACUUUUCUUCGUGUCAAACAGGGAGCAGCUCCAGGUCGAGAGACUACCGAAAUUUGGAUUAAUUCCUUAACUAAAAACAUUUGAAUUUACAGCUACAAUGAAAGUUACAGUAACUUUCGGGGACACCGCAGUGGUGGUUCCCUGUAAAGCUGGAUGGACCGUCCGGGAUUUAAUGGACCAAGCCACGCGGAGAUACCGCAGGAUAUUGGAGCAGGUAAAUACGCCUAAAACCGUCACAUACUUCAUUCCCUCGCAUGAGGGGAGCGUAUUGAAGACCCACCACUUGGAGUACAUUGAAGGAGGGAUCCUGGACAUGGACGACAUGCUGAGUGAUCUAGUGGAAGAUAGAGACAAGCUGGUGGCAGUGUUGGACGAAGUCCAGCGGCGGAGGACAGACAGUCCCAGAGAGAGCAUGUCCAAUGGGUACUCCGCCCCCAGCCCUGAACCCCACCACUACUAUCCUCACCAGCAGUACCAGGAGCCAAUCAGAGGGGAGAUUGAAGUCAACGAGGCCAUCCUCAGAGGCAACACACAUCUCUUGGUGAGAAGCAACAGUGACUCGGUUUUGCCCCCGCCCCAUGAGAUGACAGCCACGCCCCCACCGGAUGACCAUAGCAACAGGUCUCCUGAACCGGAAGUCAACCAUACACCGAAAGGAGCUUUGGACCAACUGCACACAGACGACCCCUCUGCCAAGAUGAGCCAAGUUAACUUCAGCACCCUGACGAGGACAGUGGAGUUUCCAGGUAACUGGGGCCCCCUGGGUAUCCAUGUGGUCCCCUACUGCUCCUCUCUCAGUGGACGGACCCUCGGCCUCCACAUUAAAGGCAUAGAGGAAAACAGUCACGCCAAGAGAGAGAAUAUCUUCCAGGAGGAUGAGUCUAUCGUCCAAAUCAACGGCACACCACUCCAGGACAAGACCUUCGCACAGUCUCAGGAAGUGUUCCGCCAGGCAAUGAGCUCCUCUUCCGUGCGUCUGGAGGUCCUCCCUGCGUCCCACAAGCCGCGCUACGAGAAGAGCCUGAUAGGUCAGCUUUUCUCUGCCGAUGGCAAAGACUCCUCUGCAAAAGCAAAGAGUCCGAAGGUGGUCCGCGCUAAAACCGACUCCCAACCAGAACCCAAACAAGAUAUCAAACUAAACACCAAACUAGAAGUGAGGCGACCAGACGUGCGUGCCAAGACCCCAGAGCCAGCUGCCGUAAACCCGCCGCCAGUGGAGCUCCAGACUGGGCAUGGCUCCUUGCAGAGAGGCUCUCCCACACCUGCAGGCAGGGCAGCGAGCUCCUCCCCGACACCCAGGACCAACAGCCAGAGUCCCCUGGUCAGUAAGAGCCCUGUUCUGCCCGGCCUGGCCAACCUCACCAGCAGGAAGGGCGGCAAGAGAUUAAAAAUUGACCUGAAGAAAGGCACAGAGGGUCUGGGCUUCACCGUGGUAACCCGGGACUCCUCGGUCCACGGGCCAGGGCCAAUCCUGGUGAAGAACAUCCUGUCGCGAGGCGCAGCAGUCAAAGAUGGCCGCCUGCAGCCUGGAGACCGCAUCCUGGAGGUGAACGGAGUAGACAUGACAGGCCGUAGCCAGGAGGAACUCGUGGCCAUGCUGCGCAGCACCAAGCAGGGAGAGAGUGUGUGUGUGGUGGUGGCGCGGCAGGAGGACAUCUUCCUGCCUCGGGAACUGAAAGGUGAAGAGGUUGGCAGUUUGGUGAUGGAGGACGGCAGGGAGCAGCUGAUGUACGAGAUCCCCCUCAAUGAAUCGGGUUCGGCCGGCCUUGGGGUCAGCCUGAAGGGCAACAAGUCCAGAGAGACCGGAGAGGACCUGGGCAUCUUCAUCAAGUCCAUCAUCCAUGGAGGGGCCGCCUACAAGGAUGGUCGGUUGAGCGUAAAUGACCAGCUGAUAGCAGUAAACGGUGAGUCGCUGCUUGGACGCUCCAACCACGCUGCCAUGGAUACGCUGAGGCGAUCCAUGUCGUCAGAGGGAAACGCCAGAGGCACCAUCCAGCUCGUAGUGCUCCGACCACCCAGACAGGUACAGCAGAUGGGCAGUGCCAACCCUGCACCAAGCAAAGCUACAAAUGGGUCCGCCACCCAUCAACCGAAUGCCCAAACGGGCUCCAGCAAUCAGGAGCCUUGGGGCCACAAUGCAUACCAAGGGCCGUCAGGACCCUCUAGACAUCCAAACACAGAGCCCACCAUGAACGGGGCAAGUCACACUCCAAUGACGACCAACAACUUUGCGUACAGCAACUCUGGAAGUGCUCCGCAUCCCGCUGCGACCGCCAAUGGCAGCUACGGUCACUACGGCAACAAUGACGAGGAGUUGGAGGAAAGCUUCCCCCCGCCACCCUCUCCCGGCGCUGUGGAGGAAAUGAAUAGAGACUUACCACUAACUCCCCUACGCCACAAGUACCCCCAACAAAACACACACAUAAUCGAGUUUCAGAAGCUGCCCCACAUGGCUGCAGCUUUCUAUGCAGACAGCCAACUGGCCAAUGACAAGGACAACAUACCUCGCAACAGAGCAUCCAAGAGCAUGGACCUUGUGGCUGAUGAGAGCAACAUGGGAUCACUGGUCGGGCAGAGGAAUGAGCCUUCAGCUGGUGGAUUGCUGGGCCCGACCCUGGGCCUCUGGAAGUCCAGCUCCCUGGAGAGUCUCCAGACGGCCGUGUCGGAGGCCAAGCAGAGUCUCAUCCAAGCCCAGGUCCCCUUUCACCGCCCGCGGCCGCACAUGGUCCGGGGGCGGGGGGGCAACCAGAGUUUCCGCAUCGCCAUCGACAAAUCCUACGAUGGACCUUCUGAAGAUGACGACGACCUGUCAGAGCAGAGCUCCGGUCAUGAAACACCCGUCAGCAGCUCCUCUCGCCAUGGCCUGGACGCAGAGGACGGGAAGAAGAAGAAGAAGAAAACCAAAGGGAAGAAGAAAGAGAAAAAGAGCAAAGGGAAGAAGAAAACAGAUGAUUCUGUGGAGGAUCUGGACAAGAAGACCAAAAAGAAAGGAUUUGGCCUCUUAAGGUUUGGUAAGAAGAAAGAUGACAAGAGCAAAGAUGCUGCCAAAGCCUCCAAAGGCAAACUGGAGGCCCUAAGUGAAGAGGAGCUGGACAGGAUCCCUGACAACAGAGAUGGCUACAAUCCACGUUACACCGAGAUCCACUCUGGCCACGUCACCCCCGACCCAGCCUCCCUUCCUGACGUGGAAGAUGACGACAGCGACCCCAAUUACGCCCGCAUCAACAACUUCCGCCAGCCGCCCUCGCCGCAGUCAUUUAUCAGCCGCACGCCCUCCCCUGCGGCGCUGACAGGGGGGGCUAAUCUGCCUCAGACCUCCUUCGAGGAGCUGGAUGGGCUCUACGCCAAAGUCAACAAGUCCAGACCCCCGCCUGCUCUACAGAAUAAGCAUCAAACACAGGCAGACAGUGAUCCGCGCCUCCAGGGCUUGCGUAGGGAGUACCAGCAGGGCCGAGCCGCUCCAGGCUACGAAGUUCUCGACACCGCACGACGCCGAGUCCUGGAGCAUGACCCCAACCGGAUGGCACCCAGAGGAGCUGAAUUUCGACCUGUGCAUCGCCAUGAAGAAGUGGACCCACAGUACCACACACACCCCAGGAGGGAUCCAUAUGAUUAUCCCACCCACUCCAAAUCCAUGCCAAGAGAGUCAGCCCCCUACCCUGGCCACUACCAUGACCCUCCUGUUUCCAGCCACCCCAGCCGUGUGCCGCUCCCCCAGACGGGCACACAAUCCCAUGAGGCGCCCAGCAACCCGCGCUACUACCCCUCGUCUCCCCGCACAGGACAGCAGCACCGUGCAGCAGUAAGGCAGGACGUUCCCCCUUCACCCACCGCAGGCCGCAGAGGGCGGCACUACUACGAAGCCGUUGGAGGGCGAGGCGACGGCUACCGGCAGGCCAGCCCCAGCAAAUACACCAGCCCAGAGCGCUACGACUAUGGAGACGAAAAACAACCUGACCCAAGACGGAAGAACCCCAUGAUAGGUGCAGUGUAAAAGGUGGUCUUGAGUGACAGACCCCUCUCAUCUAGUUGAGUCAGUCAUACAAAGAAUAUAAACUCCAAAAUUCAUGUGUUUCCAGAUUUGUGAAACAUAAUAUCAGCUGUCACCUUGGUUGCCAAUGUGGAUAAGUGAGAUUUUGCCAUAUUAAUUUAUCUGAUCAGGAACCCUGAAAGCAAUAAGUGACAAGCUGAGAGGCUAAAAUGAGGCUUAUUUUCAGAACCAUCUGGUCAUAACUGUCUCCGCAGGCCAAGACAGAUUUAACAGCGUUAAGGACUCAUAUGUGUGUGUACAUAUAUACAUGUCUGCAAUUGCUUGUGUAUAUUUACAAGUGUGCCAAUGUUUAUAAGAACAGGAUCUUUGACAUAGAUUUUAUAUUGUAGAAUUGAAAUUAAAUUAGGGGCAAUUAAAUUAAUAACAGAUAUAUAGAGUAAACUUAGUAUAUGUUGUAUAGAAUCUACUCUAUUCCAGCAAACAGGGCAUGAAGGCAGUGCUUACUUGCAUUUUGCACAAGCUGAUCAAACUGAAGGAAAUAAAGAGGGAUCACCUUGACCAGCCGGACCGCUAUAAGAGAAGAGACACAGGAAGUUGAAGCGGACAAACAGGAAAAGGAAGCAACUCCCUUCAAAGUAUCUUCUUGUCCUUGAUGUUUUGUCGCUUGGACUUCCUUUACAUCCUGCUGUCACACUUUGUUUUUUUUUUGUAUUUUUGCCUUUCAUUAUUUGGAUGUGGACAUGGCUGAUACAUUUACCGUACAUUUGUUAAACGUAUAAAUGCAAUGCAAAUGAGUUUAUUUGUGAUAUUUUUGUGGUGUUUCUAAUAAAAUGUAUAAAUCUUGAUCCACACGCAAGCAACAGACUAUAAAAGUAAGCUGUGUGACUCCUCAUACACUGUGCAGCUAAUAAAUUGCUUAAUUAAACAUUUUAGCCUUUAACAUAUCAUUGCUAAAUUUGCACUGAAAACUCACUAAAUGUGUCAAUGGUGGUUUGAUUCAAACGCACUCAAAUAAAUGCAUGAUUUUUUAUACAAAUAUUUUGCAUUAAAUAUUUUGAAAUUC
Siniperca chuatsi (mandarin fish) is the source of this 5322-nucleotide messenger RNA. RefSeq names its product par-3 family cell polarity regulator beta a (gene pard3ba). The transcript has 24 exons. Gene Ontology annotation, biological process: intracellular protein localization; establishment of centrosome localization; cell adhesion. Bases 366 to 4262 code for a protein of 1298 amino acids. NCBI's taxonomy places the organism in Eukaryota, Metazoa, Chordata, Actinopteri, Centrarchiformes, Sinipercidae. Gene Ontology annotation, cellular component: apical junction complex; cell cortex; apical plasma membrane. Gene Ontology annotation, molecular function: phosphatidylinositol binding; protein binding. The record is from RefSeq and is a predicted model, not a curated record.